Postia placenta MAD-698-R-SB12 is the source of this 2403-nucleotide messenger RNA. RefSeq lists its product as hypothetical. Gene Ontology annotation, molecular function: metalloendopeptidase activity. The transcript has 4 exons. The record is from RefSeq and is a predicted model, not a curated record. Gene Ontology annotation, cellular component: mitochondrion. Bases 1 to 2337 code for a protein of 778 amino acids. Gene Ontology annotation, biological process: peptide metabolic process. NCBI's taxonomy places the organism in Eukaryota, Fungi, Basidiomycota, Agaricomycetes, Polyporales, Adustoporiaceae.
AUGCUCGCAAAGGCCGCGCAGAAUGCGCUCGCAAAGCAGGCCAAGUCUCUCUUCAGAUUUAAGGGUUGCCUCAAUAUCAAGCGCAAUGCCCCCCAUAUCAUCAGUCGGCCUGCCACCGCGACUGCAGCGCUCCCAUUACCUGCCUCACGCGACGAUGUGGACAUAGUAGCUCUCUUUGAUCAGCCACAAGCGGCCCAGCGCUCAGCCUCUACCUCCUACACAGGACUCUUUGGGCACCCCAUACUCACUACUCCAGCCGCCUUCAAUGCACUCGCUGACUCUACUCUGCGACGUGCACAACUGCUUACCGAGCGUGUACUCCGGGCCCGGGAGUCGCGGGAAGAGCUCUUCAGGGUCGUCAAAAACCUUGACAGGCUCAGCGACCUACUUUGCGGUGUUAUCGACCUCGCGGAGUUGAUCCGAAACGCGCAUCCCGACAACGCAUGGGUCCAGAGCGCUGACGAAGUUUACGAGAAGUUAUGCGAAUUCAUGAAUAUCUUGAAUACCCAUGUUGGACUAUACGAGGUUCUACAUGCAGUCCUUUCUGAUCCCGAGGUGGUCAGGUCUCUCAGUCCCGAAGCACACCAGACGGCGCUCAUAUUCUGGCGAGACUUUGAAAAGUCUGGGAUAGACCUGCCUCCAGAGCAGCGAAAUCGCUUUGUUUCUCUGUCGACGGAGAUUUCACUCCUCGGGCGGCAGUUUCUUAAUGAGACGGCGAGCGCCCGACCACCAGCUGUCAUCAAGCCAGCAGAGCUGCAGGGGCUGAAAGAUUUGGGUAUGGGCGCUCGUUUGAGGCUCCAAGCGCAGGUCACCAACCGAGACCUCCUUGUGUAUCCUGGCUCCCUGCAGGCCCAGAUGAUCAUGCGCUCAGCGCCGGCCGAGGAGCCUCGAAGGAAGGUGUACAUUGCAGCAAACGCCAGCACGCCGGAGCAAAUUCAGACACUCGAGAGACUAUUGCGUGCUCGCGGAGAACUUGCACGACUGGUAGGCAAGCCCAGCUUCGCCCACAUGACUCUCUCCGAUAAGAUGGCGAAAUCACCAGAGAAUGUGCAGCAUUUUCUUGACGCGCUCAUGGAUCAUACACAUCCGUAUGCCCGACGAGCUCUCCGCACGCUCAGCAUGCGAAAGCAAGGACAUCUGAACACUGAAUCAUUCCCGACCAUCCAGGCCUGGGACAGAGACUACUACUGUCCUCCAGAGCCACCAGCGCCACCCGUCUCGCUACCACCCCUGACGCUUGGCACGGUGUUCAUGGGCCUCUCACGAUUGUUCCAGAACCUCUACGGCAUCUCUCUUCGACUUGCGGGAGUAGCACCCGGUGAGGUGUGGCAUACUAAUGUCCGGAAGCUCGAGGUCAUCGAUGAGCAGACCGGAGUCCUCGGCUGGAUUUACGCGGACCUCUUUGCGCGUCGAGGCAAGCCGAGUGGCGCUGCGCACUACACAGUGCGCUGUUCGCGGCGGGUGGACGAUGACGAUGUGGAAGGGGACUUCCGCUAUGCCGACGAGCGCGACCGGACAAUCGUGCAAAUGUCCCAGAACUUCGAGGAUGCGCACCGUCGACAGUUCCCCGGGCAGGAAGGCACCUUCCAACUUCCGGUAGUAGUCCUGCUGUGCGAGUUUGCAAGACCUUCAAUUAGCCGAGGGCCUACCGUCCUUGAAUGGCACGAGGUGAUGACCUUGUUCCACGAAAUGGGACAUGCCAUGCACUCCAUGAUAGGACGGACCGAGUAUCAAAAUGUCUCUGGAACACGUUGCGCGACAGACUUCGUGGAGUUACCCUCUAUCCUUAUGGAGCACUUUUUAAGCUCGCCCGCUGUCCUCUCCCUCUUUGACCUCGACGACUCAUUCUCAAUACGUCAAGCGGGCAACCAUCACGAGGACCCAUGCCGCUCAAUAGAUACACACACUCAGAUCCUUCUCGCUGCGCUUGACCAGAUUUAUCACUCCUCAGCAGCCCUUGAGGAUGACUUCGAUUCGACGACAACUCUUGCGGGACUGUACGAGGUGCGAGGGCUUAUUCCGUAUGUCCCGGGCACCUCCUGGCAGACCCAAUUCGGGCACCUCUUCGGAUAUGGUGGAACUUACUAUUCUUACUUGUUCGAUCGUGCCAUUGCCUCGCGAGUGUGGCAGAAGCUCUUCUCGCACAACCCGCUCACUCGCACAACGGGCGAGAAGUUCAAGCGGGACGUCCUGAGUCACGGAGGAGGUAAAGAUCCAUGGAUGAUGGUGAGCAAAUUGCUCGGUGCCCCGGAACUAGGUAGCGGCAAUGCAGAGGCGAUGGCGGAAGUGGGAAGGUGGAAGAUCGAGGAUGAGGUCUCCGUGCCAGGUCGACACUGAGACUAGAACCAAAUGCGCAUGUAUAUAGCUGUCACCAAGAGCGAUGUACACCCCCUGUACACUUUC